UCGGAUCUAUCGGAAUGCGCAUUACACAGAAACACACACACGCACGUACACACACACACACACAAAUCAAACCGUGAGACGGCUUCAGAUCAAAUCGCCAGUCUGGUUUUUUUUUUGAGUCUCUUUUGAGCCCCUCUGAGCGCUCGCGCUCUGGACACGCGUUAACGGUUCUUUAGUAAGUCAUAGCGGAAAGGCAGCGUCCUGUCUGUCUCGCACGCACGGGUCGCUCGGAAGCAAGUGCGCGCGCCCUCGGAGGUGAAAUCGAAAUCGCUCGCUCCACGUGAGAGUGAGUCUCAAAGCCGCGCGCGCGAUCUUUGUUGUCUGGUCUUUUUUUUUUUUUCAGCUGGGAAGAGUCAGAGGCAUCGUUCUGUACUUUAUUGAGCUCAGUCGUUUCUCCGCGGUUUGAAGUUUACAGAGACAGCGCGAAGGUCCGAGAGAAAAGCGAGUCUCCGCGCAUCCCGACUCGCGAGGAGGAAAGUCGAAUAAGAUGAGCAACAGUGCUGCGAUCCCCAUGGCAGCCAGCAGCACCUCAAUGGCAGCGAGAGGAUCCGGAAAACCCAUCAGCUUCAUCCCAGAGCUGCAGAGCAUGAUGUUUGCACUGGGUGAUUCACGGAGACCCCUACACGAAACCGCUGCCCUGGUGGAAGACAUAGUGCACACGCAACUCAUCAAUAUGCUCCACCAGGCAGCCGAGGUGGCUCUCCUCCGAGGAGCCCGACUCAUCUCACCAGAAGAUAUCAUCUUCCUCAUGAGGAAAGACAAGAAAAAAAUGCGGCGACUCCUUAAGUACAUGCAGUUUCGAGAUUACAAAUCCAAACUGAUGAAAACCCUUGAUGACGAAGAGCCACUGGACUCAGGUACAGACAAAUUCUCCAGCAGCAGUGCCAACAAGAGGCAGAAGAUGAUGCUGGACUUCCUGGGCUCCAUCGACCAGACAGGGGAAUUCCUGACACUGCUAGAGGAUGAGGAGGUGGAUGAAGUCAAGCAGGAGAGGAUGGAGAGACUUGAAAAGCAGACGAGGAAUAUGGACUCGGCGCAGUAUGCUGAUUUUUGCGAGAGCCGACAGCUCAGCUUUUCUAAGAAGCUCUCGAAAUUUCGUGAGUGGCUGGACUGCAGCAGUUUGGACCUGAAGCCAAACGGUGUCUCCAUGGAGAUCCUGUCAUAUCUGGCCUAUGAAACCGUUGCCCAGAUUGUUGAUCUUGCCCUGUUGGUUAAACAAGACAUGACCCCCAAAACAGGUGACCCGUUUAGCCAUGCCAUAUCAGCCACUUUCCUGCAGUACCACAGCUCCAGUGCUGAGGCCUCAUCUGCCAAAAGAGAGAUGGAUUCUCCAGAGAACACACCUCCUUCCACCCCAAGCUCAGGUCAUCAGGCCAAACUGCACAGCAUGAACCAGGGCAAUGGCACACACUCUCAGGACUCCAGCAGCAAGAGCAAGCAGCGCAAGAGGAAGAAGAGCGCAGCAGCGUGUGGCGCGGAGGCUCAGAGCAGUGCCAUCCAGCCCGGCCACAUCAGAGAGGCCAUCAGGCGCUACAGCCACAAGAUUGGCCCACUCUCCCCCUUCUCAAGCGCUUACCGCCCCAGCAGCAUGACUUUCCUGGCCUGUUGAAGAAGGAACAACGGCAUAAUGGAGGGAUGUAGAAGAGGAGUGUCAUGUGUGUGUGUCUGUGUGUCACGGAGCUUCUCUCUCACCUCAUCUGUCCAUCCACUGCUGAAGCUCAGGCUGAGAACCGCACUGCGUGUUCAGCUCUUUAACACUCAGGCUAGCGGUGCUCUCCUCCACUGAGACACUGAAAAACUCACAACAGACUUUACAUCCCUUUAAUUCUUCACAUAUUCCACCAUAUAUGCCUGAUUUUCUUAUUACCAAGACAUUAUUUUAUGAUUUUUGUUACACUUAAAGUCAUUUUUUCUACCUUGUGAGACAGUAAUUACAGAAUGGAUCAUAUUGUACAAUGUUCUAGUUGUAUGCAUCAUGAUCUUUUUGGUUAUACAUACUCUUGUAUUUCUUUUGUCUUUUUUUCUGUAAAAUAUAUCAUUUGUAGACAAUUUGAAGUAAAUAAAUGGCUCAGAACAAAAGUAAUACGUU
Messenger RNA from Hemibagrus wyckioides, 2089 nucleotides. RefSeq names its product SPT3 homolog, SAGA and STAGA complex component (gene supt3h). Gene Ontology annotation, molecular function: transcription coactivator activity; protein heterodimerization activity. The record is from RefSeq and is a predicted model, not a curated record. The transcript is spliced from 12 exons. Lineage: Eukaryota; Metazoa; Chordata; Actinopteri; Siluriformes; Bagridae. The coding region runs from base 488 to 1609 and encodes 373 amino acids. Gene Ontology annotation, biological process: transcription by RNA polymerase II.